This is a messenger RNA of Saccostrea cuccullata (small rock oyster), 2770 nucleotides long. Its product is annotated as disintegrin and metalloproteinase domain-containing protein 10-like. The transcript is spliced from 18 exons. Gene Ontology annotation, cellular component: plasma membrane. Lineage: Eukaryota; Metazoa; Mollusca; Bivalvia; Ostreida; Ostreidae. The record is from RefSeq and is a predicted model, not a curated record. Gene Ontology annotation, biological process: membrane protein ectodomain proteolysis; Notch signaling pathway. Gene Ontology annotation, molecular function: metalloendopeptidase activity. Bases 40 to 2529 code for a protein of 829 amino acids.
CUCUUCGUUUCUCGUUUUAAAAUAUUCUUCAUUAAAACGAUGCAGAUUUUUGAAAAAUCUUUGCUCCUUUAUUUACUUCUGGUACAGUGUUUAGCAGACAUAAAACAAGCACCAAUAGACGACUACAUAAAGUAUUAUGACAAACUGAAUUAUGACACACAGGAGCUCCACAACAAACACUUGAGGACAAAAAGGUCGACACAAAACAAGACACUGGAACUUAGAUUUACAGCUCAUAACAGAUCAUUCCAUUUAAAUUUGAAGCCUUCCACCUCCGUUUUUACCAAAAACUUUAGAUCCACCCACAGCAACGGGACGGAAGAUUUAGUGAAUCUUUCUUUUAUUUAUGAGGGAUCAGUAUUAGAUGAGCCUGGGAGUCGUGUUCAUGGAGCGGUGAUUCUGGGGAUUUUCCGGGGGACAAUUAGUAUUCCAGGUGACACGUUGUACCACGUUGAACCAGCGUACAGAUUCUACGGUCUCAACCAAGCACAGAAAUUACUCUACCACUCUGUAAUUUAUAAAGAAGAACACCUUGUCUUAAACCCAUACCAAUACACAGAAGGUAUAAAGGCCGGAACAGGAAAUUGCGCUGUUGACAAAUAUCAUGAAUGGAUGCUCCACCAAACCGAGACUGAGGUUGAUUUACGUAGAAAACGGAUUAACUACAGCCAUAGGGAAAACCACAACAAGUAUUCUUCAGAGAUCAACGAUCCCACGACUCGAGGAAGACGGGCGGCCGCAGAGGAAACUUGUGAUAACUCACUACCUAACACCUGUAACCUGUACCUGAGAUCAGACCCAGUAUUAUACAACAAAUUCAACGCCGAUCUUGGCAACAAUAAUGAAAUCGCAGCCAAAAACGAAAUUCUAUCCUUAUUCAGCAGCCAUGUUAACGCAUUGAAUGAAAUUUUCCGCCGAACAAGACUGAAAUCCACGUCUAAAAUCCCUUGUUUCGUUCAAUUUCAAAUCCAGCGGACAACGGUCAUGACAGACAACACGGAGAACUGUAACAAUGCCCUCCAGAAGACGGCGUUCUGUCAGGGGAAUCUAGACGUCAGUAACUUCCUCAAUCUUCACUCUCUGUCUAAUCAUGACGACUUCUGUCUGGCCUACACCUUUACCUACCGAGAUUUUCUACAAGGGACGCUGGGACUAGCAUGGGUCGGGUCAUCCACAGCAUCGUCAGGUGGCGUAUGUGAAAGACACAAAUCUUACAGGGAAGGUGCUAUUGAUGUCAAAAAAAGUCUUAAUACGGGAGUGGUUACUCUACUCAACUACGGCAAACGUGUCCCACCACGUAUCUCAGAGCUCACAUUCGCUCAUGAAGUCGGACAUAACAUGGGAUCUCCACACGAUGACGGUAAAACGUGUGCUCAAACCACGCCUGACCAAGGAAACUAUAUCAUGUUCGCAAGCGCCACAAAGGGAAAUCUCCCAAACAACGACGACUUCUCUCUCUGUUCUAAAAAUAUCUUUACUGAUGUCAUCGCUGCUGUUGUUAAUAAGAGGAAUGGAAAGUACAACUGCUUUACACAGUCUAACAUGGCGUUCUGUGGUAAUGGAAUGGUAGAAAAAGGGGAGGAGUGCGACUGUGGCUAUGAUACAGACUGUACUGAUAAAUGCUGUAACCCACAGCAAACAUCUGGCUCUGACAGUAAUGCCUGUACACUGAAAAUCAACCAAAUGACCAAUGAAAAAUAUAAUUGCAGUCCUAGCCAAGGAGCGUGUUGUUCAUCUGAAUGUGGGUUUUGGGGCACUGACAAACAAUGUCGAUCCUCAACAGAAUGUCUGAAGGCACAAAAUUUUACUGGGGAUUCAUCAACUUGUCCUGGGUCAAAGAAGAAACCAGACUUGACAUUCUGUGAUGAUUUCUCCCAAGUUUGUCUUAACGGGUUUUGUUCUGGCUCCCUGUGUCUAAGAAUUAACAGUUUUUACACUUCAAGGUGGGAACAAUGCUUCGUCAGAAAGACAGGAGAUCUUACAGCGGAGGACAGAGUGGAACUGUGUUAUUUGGCCUGUAGACAUAAUACUUCCUCUAAGUGCUAUGAAUCAAAUAACGAUCAACACCGUUUGGAGUCUAGAGAAUUCAAGACUUUUAUAGAUGAAGUCAACAGGAUGAAAAAUUCUACAGGCGGAGUGCGAAUGCCAGCAGGUGCAGUCUGUAAUGAUUACGCGGGUGUUUGUGGCGUAUUCUCUCGAUGCCGAGGAAUGAGUGAUGAAGGACCCUUAAGGAGAUUGACAAACCUCUUGUUCAGUGAGGAAACUUUGGCCAAUAUCAAAAACUGGAUAAUAGAACAUUGGUGGGCCACUAUUCUGAUAGGGAUUGGUGUGAUUAUAUUUAUGGGAAUCUUCAUAAAAGGAUUAUCCUAUGAUACUCCCAGUACCAAUCCCAACAUACCGGUAUAUAGUCAGAACCUCCCACUGCGAGAGUUUGAGUACGACCGACGCAGGAAGGGCUUUUCUGAAUUCCCUCCGCCAUAUUCCUCUCCAAAGGGCUCCCCACAUGGACACAGAAAAAGGCAGAAGUAAAUUAAGACGAAAAAUUUAGGACAUAUGAACUUAAAAUAGAGGUUGAUUAUAUAAUUUAACCACUAACAUAUGUUAACUGACCGAUGCCUCUGAUGAGAUUUGAAACCAUUUGUGUUGUAUAUUGGAUUUCUACUUGACUGCUUCUACUUUGAGUGACGAAUCAGUGUAGCUCUUUGUUAGAAUUCCAGAGACUUGUUAAAAAAUCAGUGUAAACAUUUCUAAUAAGAUAAUUGCACAAUUU